Messenger RNA from Spodoptera littoralis (African cotton leafworm), 4773 nucleotides. Lineage: Eukaryota; Metazoa; Arthropoda; Insecta; Lepidoptera; Noctuidae. The record is from the annotation of a GenBank genome assembly.
AUGAAUGUGAACUAUGAUCGUGUUUGUAGACUGUGCUUGUCAUCUAGAGGCGAAUUACUGCCGAUUUUUCCUACCACCAGUUCCGAUGACUCGGAACCUCCCGUCCUCGCUUUGAAAAUCAAGGAUUGUGUGUCCAUUCAGAUAAACGAAAAUGACGAUCUGCCCACUAAUGUCUGCAGGAAGUGUAUGGACAAUGUCAAUAACUGGCAUGUAUUUAAAACUGUUUGUGAAAGGACACAAAACAAACUACAGUCUCUAAAAGAUGGCAGCCAACUAGAAGAGGUGAAAAUAAAGAGUGAACCAUUAUCUGAUGAGGCUUAUGAUGAUGGAGUGGUCAUUGAUGGCUCAUAUCCUGUCAUUGAGAAUGCUGGCCUGUCAAACAAAGUGCAACCUGAAGGUCCCCCAAUCUUGGCUUCGUUGGGGCUCACACCAAGAAGUGAUAAGGGUGCGGAGAGUGAGAAUAAUGACGAAGACGAGGAAGAAACUAAUGAACCUGAACCUGCACAGACAUACCCGAAAGUGCCGCAUAUGCCGGAGGUGUCUAUCACAGUCAUGAGGCCUACCGGCGAAACCCUGCAUGCCCGUCAAGGUAUUCACCAGUUAGCCUCAAAAGACUGUCUAGUCUGUGGUCGCUCAUAUAGAUACUCUCAUAAUGCUCGUCGACAUGAACUUACCGCUCAUAGCUUCGACAGAUAUACAAACAAAAUUACGCCCAAGAAAACACUCACUCAUCUACAACCCAAACUCAGACCAAACCCAUUCAAUCCCAAAGCACGGAUGAUGCCGAAUCCUAUUAGUCAUAAGAUGCAAUUUUUAAACAAAAACAUCCCGGCCAAAAUUGUGCCGGCAAACAAAGUUAUAAAGCCUCAGAAACCCAUUCCAAUAAAGACGUUAAAAACGACGCCAAAUAAUUUGCCUUAUCCAUUACGUAUUAAAGCGCUCAAAGAUUUACAAACUAAGAAAAAGGAACCACAAAUUCUAAAGACCUUGUUAACCUCGAAACCUGAAGUUUUGGUUUCCGAACCAGAAAUUCUUAAUUCUGGUCCUGAAAGUCCGGAGACACUGAUUUCUGAGCCAGAAAUAGCAUCUUUCCAAGUCGAAGCUAUUCUGACUGAGCCGGACGCUGAUGCAUACGACCCACAAGAUGUACAGCAGGGCGACGAAGAAGGCGAUGAAGAUAUGAACAAUCAAAGUCAAAAUUAUGAUACUGUUGAUAUGGAUUCUGAAAACGAAAUAGAAAUUGCUCGUCAACAAGGAAUGGAGCAAGAUGGUGAAGACAAUGUUGACGGAGAAGAUAAUAUCGAGCAAGGUGACGAUGACAACAAUAUGGAAGGAGGUCAAAGCGACAACGAAAAAGAUGGCAAUGACGACACAGUAGAAAGUCAAGAGAACAUGGAAGAGGAGGACAGUAUGGAUGUUAAACCUGAAACUGAAGGUGAUAUGAAGGAUGAUGAGGGUCAAGAAGAUGGAGAACACGAGGAAUCUGAAAUGAAUCAUAAUGAGAACGAAGAGGAAGAUGAUGAUGACCUUCCAAUGUCAUUGGCACCCGUCGUUGAAAUUAAUGAAGGAAUUCAAGGUAAUUCGUUUAAUAGUGAAGUCAACGAAGAUGACGAAGAACUUGAUGAGACAGCCGACCCCAAUGAGACCCUUGACGAUGAAGAGCCCGAGCCCAAAGUACUUGAUCCUGACAAGACCUAUGUUACAAAAACUCAAAGAGAUUUCAUCCAGAAAUAUCGUGACAUCAUUCAACAAAUUAACACGAAACGUUGUUUAUGUUGCGACCGUGAACAUCCACGUAGGAAAGCCGUUAUACAACAUUUACAAAAGAACGGACACAAAGUGCCCAAACAUACUUGUUACAAUUGUGUCAUCACGUUCGGACAUAUCGGUGCCUUGCUAAGCCAUAUGAGGUCGAAUACGUGCACUAACUUGUGGAAGAUUAUUUACGAUGAAAAUGGUAUCACAGACGAUCAAGUACUGGAAGACGAACCUAAAGAAGUCAAGGUCCAAUACAAAGAUAUCUUUAACGCCAGAUCUUACGCCUGCAAGCUUUGCCCAGCCAAAUUCCAGCUUAAACAGUUUAUUAUGAAGCAUGUCUUAGAUACUCAUGAAGAUGGACAAUCCCGGGUGCCGCUUACCUGUGUCCACUGCCGUGCUAGAUUCAAAGAUAAAAGUUUACUUAAAAAACACAUCCGUAAAGGCGAUUGCACAGUUUAUGUAGCGUGCGACUUGUGUUCGGAAAAGUUCGUGAACAUGCAGGACUUUAACGAUCACGCUUUAGCCGUUCAUGCUGGCAGUUUCGAUCAAUCUGAUAACCAGAGCAAAUGUGUGGAUGGCCGACCAACUGACUGUCCACUAUGUGGAAAGAAAAACAGUAGCUAUCCUAAUUUAGUGAAACAUUUGAAGAUAAUACACAGUGAAGAGAAGCCUCAUUAUUGUCAGCAUUGUGAUGCUAAAUUUGAACAAGCUACAGAUCUGAAUAAACACAUUUACAUGGAGCAUUCUGAUAGAACUUUAGGCAUGGUUGCUGAACCAGACAUGUCUAUUGUGAAGGAAGAAGCAGAAGAGUAUCACUACUCGUGCACAGAAUGUAACGCUAUUUUCGAAACUGUCGAUGCAUGGACAGACCAUCAAGUGGCAGAACAUAAUCAAAUUGCCCACCAUUGCGACCAAUGUGAGAAGAAGUUCCUACGUCCCUCAGAGCUGGCAGAGCAUAAGAACACUCACUUGCGGGUUAAAUUCUACCCCUGCAGUGUGUGUCCGAACUCUUACGGCACUCCGCAGAAACUCUCUGAACACGUGCAAGAAGCACAUGCAGGUCUCGGUCCGGUUGUACCCACAGAGGCCGAAUUCUUCUGCGAUAUCUGCAUAAGAUCGUUCAAAAGCCGACAGGCUUAUUCAAAUCAUAUGCGCAUUCACGCUAAAGUACCUACUACUAACAGAAAGCCAGGUAUAGUUAAGGGCUCGGCACCUCAAAUUGUUGUUAAGCCCAUCAAGCAAUAUCCGGUGGCUCAACCUGGAUUUUCAUGGUUUAAACCUAAUUACAAUAUUCCUAACGCUCCAUACUCUUGUGACAUUUGUGGGAAAGGAUUCAUGCACAAGAAGAAUAUUUGGAAACAUAAGAAAGUUUUGCAUGCUGAUAUUUUGGCUGAUAGACAUGAUAGUGAAGAGAAUACCAUGCAAGCUUCCACGGAAGAGGAGGAAUUCAACCCAGACGAGAACGGUGCCAUUCUAUCUACGCCUCAAUUUAAUAGUUUUAAUUUCACAAAUUUCCCGAACAAUGUACAACAAUCAAAUACAGAAACAAUGCCAUACUCGUGUGAACUGUGCUUCAAACGUUUCCCACUUAAGACCAGUUUGUGGAAACACAAGCGUGCUAAACACGGAAUCGUAAAUCCUGGUACUAGUGGUAGCAAUGACACUACGACUCCAUCGGCUAGCGGCGGAGAAGGCAGUAGUAGGUCUAGCUGCACUAUAUGUAGAAUCACAUUUUCCGAUAAGAAAUCUUAUUAUCGCCACCGAAAAAAUGUUCACAAAUCUACAGUUCAAAUGUGCAAAAUAUGUGGUAAACCUCUAACUUCAACCUUAGAAUUAUAUGAACAUUUGAAAGCUGCGCACGCCAGAGAACUGUUGGGUUACAACGCUAAUCAAGGUUCCAGUAAAUCUCAAGAUAUACCUCAAGAAGUAGAACCUGAUUAUGAAAAUGAUCAGGAAUCUGCAGAUCCUAGUGUUGAUUAUCAGGCGCGAUACCCGUGUGACACGUGCGGCAAACAAUUUGUUGGUUUGUUAGCAUUACAAAACCACCAAUGUAUCAACCAACUUCCUGCUCAGCCGCAGACAUUUGACUGUGAGAUUUGUCAUAAGAGUUAUACAUCAAUUUCUGCACUAAAAAGUCAUCGUGGUUGGCAUUUACGUUCGCCUGAUGGUAAAGCAGCUGCCAACAAUUCUGGACUUUGGAUGCCUCAGCACAAAGUAACUAGUAAAAUAAGCAAACAUGAAGUUAUUGAUCCUUCACAACUUGCUAAGGUCACACAUACCUCAACACCUGUGAGUGCAAGUGUUGCUAAAAGAAGGCUACCGCCAGAAGUGGAAGUAACAGUUGUGAACCCGAAUAAGAAAUUACGAUCAGAUGACUCAGUGGACAUGGAUACGCAAAACUCUGGUUCCAUUGAGGAUAGGUACUGUACGAUUUGUGACAAAGAGUUUACGAAACGGGCGGCAUACCAACGUCACAUGGAUGAGGUGCAUCAACCUAAUUCUGUAUUUUGUCCGGUCUGUGAUAAGAGCUUUACAAGAAAGUCGACGUUGCUUAUUCAUAUGAAGAAGCAUUAUGAGAGUGGUGAAGGUAGUUCUUCGGCCACGGGCCAAGGGGACGAUGAUAUGUUCUCUUGUGAUUUGUGUGGCGCCCAGUAUGAUAGUGAUGAAGCGUUGAGAGCGCAUCGAGCGAGGCAUCAUGGUGAAGAAGAAGAAUCUGCGGAAGAGAGUGACGACGGAAAUGUUCCUGUGCCUCCACCAGGAGAAUUCACUUGUGCACAAUGUGGUGAUGGCGUGGCCACUCCCCGAGACCUCAUCGCCCACCGCACUAUGCAUGCCACACCCACCAAAUUCUUCUGUAAUAUUUGUAAAGUGUAUUUCGCUCGAGCGCUGGACUUGUCGUCGCACACACGUGCGCGACACGCCGACAACGAAAAAGUUUUUUUCCCGUGUGCCAUGUGCGAUAGGUUUUAUAUGAACAAAAAGAGCUUACAGCGGCACAUCGAAAUGGCUCACUGA